Molecule: messenger RNA, 1722 nt
Organism: Colletotrichum higginsianum IMI 349063
Lineage: Eukaryota; Fungi; Ascomycota; Sordariomycetes; Glomerellales; Glomerellaceae
Product: Calcium calmodulin dependent protein kinase
Exons: 5
Coding region: 1-1722 (573 amino acids)
Biological process (GO): protein phosphorylation; intracellular signal transduction
Cellular component (GO): cytoplasm
Molecular function (GO): ATP binding; protein serine/threonine kinase activity
Source: RefSeq, a predicted model, not a curated record
AUGACACGAACCGGACAUGCAACUCACCAAGAGCAGGAAACCCUCAAUGCCGUGACGGAAUACGGCGCCGAGAGUCACGAUGGCUCGAGCCACCACCGCAUCAACCAAUACAUCAUCAAACAGGAGAUUGGUCGAGGCUCCUACGGCGCCGUCCAUCUGGCGACUGACCAGUUUGGCACUGAAUACGCCGUGAAGGAAUUCUCAAAGGUCCGUUUACGCAAACGCGCCCAGUCCAACAUCCUUCGACAAGGCGCUCGAAGGCCACAGCGCUUCGCCCACCGAGUAAGCCUCAAUGCGCCUCUCUCGCCGCACUUCGACGACGGUGGCCAGGGAGGUAAAGCUGGGUGGAACGCCAACGAUGCGCUGUUCUUCAUCAGAGAGGAAAUCGCCAUCAUGAAGAAGCUGAACCACCCGAACUUGGUCCAGCUGAUCGAAGUCCUCGACGACCCAGAGGAAGACUCGCUGUACAUGGUCCUUGAAAUGUGCAAAAAGGGUGUCGUCAUGAAGGUUGGGCUCAACCAGAAAGCUAAGCCGUAUAGCGAAGACCUGUGCCGUUACUGGUUCCGCGACUUGAUUUUGGGCAUCGAGUAUCUGCAUGAGCAAGGCGUCAUCCACCGCGAUAUCAAGCCAGACAACCUUCUCCUCACUGAGGAUGAUGUUCUGAAAAUCGUGGAUUUCGGUGUCUCCGAGAUGUUUGAGAAGCCUGGCGAGGGAAUGAAGACGGCCAAGUCGGCUGGAUCUCCUGCCUUCCUGGCCCCAGAGCUUUGCGUAGUGAGGCAUGGCGACGUGGAUGGCAGAGCCGCCGAUAUCUGGUCUAUGGGCGUUUCUUUGUACUGCUUACGCUAUGGAAAGAUCCCUUUUGAGCACGAGGGUGUGCUUGAGAUGUAUGAAGCCAUCAAGACUGAAUCCCCCGACCUGCCAGAGGAGGAGAACCCCGACUUCGUAGACCUGAUGGGGAAAAUCCUGGAGAAGGAUCCCCAGAAGCGAAUCCAAAUAUCUGGGCUGCGGGAUCACCCAUGGGUGACAAAAAAGGGAACUGACCCUUUGUUGUCAAAAGAAGACAAUUGCUCGGUCAUUGUGGAGCCCCCAAACGAUCUUGAGCUGAGCCGCGCUUUUACGCGGAAGAUGAACCAUCUCCUAUGUGUUAUGAAAGCAAUCCACAGGUUCAAGAGUAUUCUCUCCAGACAAAGACAGAGUUCGAAGUCGUCGAGGGACGGAAGCUCUAGCCUGACGGUUGACCCAAUCCGAGAAGACGCGCAAAAAGAGGACAUUGAGGCCCUGAUUGCAAAGCGUCGCGAGUUCUUGAGGCAGCAAGGUAACUCUACUGCCAACGGCAAGGCAGAAUCGGAGCCGCUGAUCCUUGGUAUUGGCGUUGGUGCGCGGGAUGAAUUUGACAAUGACGAGCCCUCUGCUGGUGACAUAGCCGAGUCUCCCACCAACGUCGACUUCAACAUCUAUGACAAGGCUUAUGAGGCUGAGGUAGAGCGCAUCAUGAAGAAGCCGGCGCGGCAGACGACCAUGUACUUGACGCGCUUCGUCAAGGACCGGGAGCACUACAAAGAGGUGGCCAACGUCGUGGAGGGGAUGUCUGCGGGUGUUACGCCAGUGGGCACGCCGAAGGCAGACAUCCAUUUGACCGCGUCGAAAGGCCGGUUUGCAGACUUGGUCUCUAGCAUGACUGGCGGUUCACAACCGAAAGCUAGCGGCGAAGACAGGAAUUGA